AUGGAGAGGUGCUGAUCACAUCUGAUGAAGCUAUUGGAACCAGGAAAACUGAUUUUCGCCAAAACAGCUUGUUUGCAGAAAGCUUCUCUGUAAUUACCUGUCUCUACCUACUUGAUCUCACAUUUACUUUAUUUGUAUUUUAGUCCGUAAUUUGUGCACUUAAGUCCUGCAAUUCACAUACAUUGGUGGAGUUAAUUUAAAUUGUCACUCUGCAUUACAAUGAAUUGUAGCAUCCAUUGCUUUCUCUUCCUGCUAGUAAUACACAAUCAUCUCAGUAGUCUCAAAAUAAAACCAGUUGGUAUAUAUAGUCUAAUAGAGAUUUACCAAGUUUUUUGCAUCACUGGCAUGCAGUGAGAGCAGAAUUAGAAAAAGCAAGAGCUCUACCUAUUAGGAAGGAAAGUGACUGCUGUAAACAUUCCUCUUUUUGUUUUCCCAUUGCUUUUGUUGUUGUUUGUUCUGUUUGGUUGGUUAGUUUUGCCUGUUUUGGUGUUGUAACGCAGUGCUAUUCAGGUGAAAGCAGUGCAGACCUUGCUGUGGUGCUGGAUAUCCUCUUGGUGUGGGAGCUACCAAGGCCUGGUGCCCUUUCCGUCUCCCUGGUUUGUGAAGUGCUGUGUAAUCUUGGCAGUGUUCUGCAGUCAGCUGCAGAAGAGUUGAAUAGAGACAAGAAUUUCAGAAAGUAAACAUAGCACAUACCCUUUUCUCACUGAAGUGUCAGGAAGAAGUAAUUAAUGUUGUACAGACAGUUUUACUUUUGGCAUUUCCUAAUGUUUGAGUAUUUGCAGCCUCAGCAUUCUUUUUGACAAUUUUCCAGAGCAGUAUCUCUUAGCCCAGAUGCUGCACUUGGAAUGUCAGAUGUGAACAGAACAGAAAAUUUGAGGUAAGACUUGUUCAGAUUAAUUUGCCAGGGGCAGAGGUUUAGAGACAGCCUAGGACCAACUCCUCUAUUCCUGCAGGACAGUAUGGUUAUUGCAAAUAUAUUUGCAAUAUAUUGCAACUGAUUCCUGAGCACUGGAAGAAAUUUCUGGAAUACAACCCAGAUUAAUUACUGUGUAAGGAAGGAUUUUUUUCUCCAGGGAAGGGUUCUUGCCCUUGCCAAGAGUGGUUGACAUAUGCUUGAAUGCUACCGAAGAACUUGAAUGAAUGAAUAAAAUGUGAAAAGAUCUUUCAAAACAUGCCUGAUGUCCUUUCUGCCAGCUGAUAAAUAACACCAAUGGAUUAUGCAAGUAGAGUUGCAAGGAUGAGUUGAGUGUUUUUGGACAGCAAAUCUUGAGACAGAAUAACAGCCCACAGGGACAUCUCUGCUGUGAAAGGAGCACAGCCACAGAGAAAGCACCAACAUUCCACACAGCCUGUUCCACUAGCUGUACUCUAGAAAUCUUUUAAGAACUGCUCCUGUUUGUAGGGAUUUGCUUUCUGUUGAGGAGGUCUUUGCAUGUGCUGCUUCAAAUGCUGUGAAUUAAAAAUAAAGCAAAGAAUUACAGGCUCUGGAAUUUAUUCUGCUGAGCAAGACUCCUGCUACUGAGAUAAGGCAGAAACUAAUUCAUAAAGCCUCAUAGGGGACAAGAACUCAACACCAAAAUGGAACUUAUUGUGAUGUCUGUAACACUUUUUGCCAACACCACUAGUUAUUUUUGAUUCUUCGCUGUGCUAUUUACAGUUGAUCUGUAUUGUUUACUGUGAAAACUCAAAUUACAACACUUCAUUGCUCUUGGUUCCCAAGUCUGCAUCUGUACCCACUGUUUUACAAGGCUACUGGCUGCUUCCUUUUACCUCUGCCCCGAGAAUGCUACAGGAUCAGUGUUCCUGCCUUCACCUGACAGCUGCAACUUUGUACCUGAGUUCUUGGCAUGCACGUAGGCAGUAUUUUGAAUGACACCUUCCAUAAAACUGAUUGCUCAAAGGGAUGUUUCUGGCUGAGGUUCCCACCUUCUCUGAUCCAGCCUCUGCUGGAUCUUUAAAUAAUGGUAUCAUUAGCAUAUUGCAGCAUGGUGAUGUAUUAAAUAACACUCAAGAAUGGAAAUAAUCCUCAUUUUCUUGGAUCAGGGACAGUGGUAGGAAAGCAGGGAAGUGAAAAUUCAGAAAUCUUUAAUGUGACAGGGAAGAGUUAAGAAGAACAAUACAGAGCCAUUUCAACUGACAGAUUUGUAGCAAUUUUAUAAUAAGAGUUUGGAAGUGUGAAAUGAUGAUAAGUGUAAUUCUCAUAUCUCUGGUUUUGUUUCUUCUGAGUGCACAGUUCCUGAAUCUGCAAUGGAAGAGUCGUGGAUUUCCUCCUGGACCAACCCCAUUUCCCAUUAUUGGAAGCGUCUGGUGGAUAAACUUUAGAGCAGAUCAUGGGAGCCUGAAAAAGCUGGCAAAAACCUAUGGCAACAUCUGCACCCUGUGGAUGGGUCACAGACCUAUUGUGGUGCUCUAUGGGUUCCAAGCUGUGAAGAACGGUCUCACCAACAACUCGGAGGAUGUUUCAGGGCGACUGCAGAGCUACAUUUUCAACAAAAUGGCAGAAGGAAAGGGUAUCUUGGUCUCAAAUGGUCUCAUCUGGAAACAACAGAGGCAUUUUGGAAUUGGAACUCUCCGAAAGCUGGGAAUGGGGAAUAAAGGAAUGGAGCGUGGGAUACAAACAGAGGCUCGUUUCCUGGUCGAGUUCUUCAGAGACAGAGAGGGAGAAGCUGUUGACCCUUCCUUCCCCAUUGUCCACGCUGUCUCCAAUGUGAUUUGUGCUGUGGUUUUUGGACAUCGUUUCUCCCUAGAAGACAAAACCUUCCACCAGCUGAUUGAAGCCUUCAAUCAUAUAGUGGCUUUUGGGAACAGCCACAUUUAUUAUAUGUGUGAAGUGUUCCCGUGGUUUGCAGAGCACCUCCCAGGACCUCAAAAUAAAGCAAGAUUUUCCCGGGAUUUUGUUCAUUCCUUUGUAAGGCAGGAAAUCAAAAGCCACAGGAAAAAAGGCAGAAUAGAUGAACCAGAAGAUUUCAUUGACUUUUACCUGAAGCAGAUAGAGAAAACUAAAAAUGUGCCCAAUUCUACAUUUGAUGAAGACAACAUGGUGCAGUCUGUUUUUGACCUUUUCCUGGGUGGCUCAGAGACCACAGCCACCACUCUGCGCUGGGCUCUGCUCUAUAUGUUGGUUUAUCCUGACGUCCAAGACAAAGUCCAGAAAGAGCUGGAUGCUGUUCUGAGUCCCUCCCAUCUCAUCUGCUACGAGGAUAGGAAGAAGCUGCCGUACACAAAUGCUGUGAUUCAUGAGAUCCUCCGCUUCAGCAGCAUUGUUUUAAUCACAAUUCCUAGAGAAGCUGUGAAGGAUACCACAGUUUUGGGGUAUCACAUUCCAAAGGGCACUAUAAUUAUGGCCAAUGUAGACUCUGCUCUUUUUGACCCUGCCUAUUGGGAGACGCCUCACCAGUUCAACCCUGACCAUUUCUUGGACAAGGAUGGAAAUUUUGUGACCCGAGAGGCCUUCUUGGCCUUCUCAGCAGGUCACCGUGUUUGUCUGGGAGAGACGAUGGCCAAGAUGGAGCUUUUCAUCAUAUUCUGCAGCCUGCUGCAGAAAUUCAAGUUCACUGUACCAGAAGGAGUUAAGGAAGUUAACACAGACAUUAUCUUUGGGAGCACCAUGAAACCCCAUCCAUACAAGCUCUGUGCAGUUCUGCGCUAGGUUGCUCAGCAUUAGAGAUUUAAGAGGCACAGACACAGGUUUGGUAGUGUGCCGGUAUUUGUGCAGCUUUAGGGUUCUCAUUUUUAGCUCAAAUGCAGUGCAAAUCUCUCCUUGUUGUGUUACAUGUCUUAGAAGCCAGUCCUGAAAAACACUCUGGUUUCCUGUGUCUGGAAAGUGUCUGUACUUUUUUCCUGCUGUGUUACAAA
Messenger RNA from Cyanistes caeruleus (blue tit), 3855 nucleotides. Its product is annotated as cytochrome P450 2J6-like. Gene Ontology annotation, biological process: xenobiotic metabolic process. Gene Ontology annotation, molecular function: iron ion binding; heme binding; oxidoreductase activity, acting on paired donors, with incorporation or reduction of molecular oxygen, reduced flavin or flavoprotein as one donor, and incorporation of one atom of oxygen. NCBI's taxonomy places the organism in Eukaryota, Metazoa, Chordata, Aves, Passeriformes, Paridae. Gene Ontology annotation, cellular component: cytoplasm; intracellular membrane-bounded organelle. The record is from RefSeq and is a predicted model, not a curated record.